This is a messenger RNA of Triticum urartu, 3385 nucleotides long. NCBI's taxonomy places the organism in Eukaryota, Viridiplantae, Streptophyta, Magnoliopsida, Poales, Poaceae. The record is from RefSeq and is a predicted model, not a curated record.
AUCUCUGGUUGACUUCUCUGCCUCUCUGCUCUCUCUAAUUGUAGAAGAAUACACAAGCCAAAGAAAAACUUGAUAGCCACUUUCACUCGUGAUUUUGGCCGAUUUAGAAUUGGAUUUCGAAGAUGAUGAAGUUGAAGAAAAGAUAGAUUAUGGCAUAAUUUUAGCACUUGGAGGAGUCAUCUGGAGUCAUUUAGAGCUUGAGGAGUAGGAUUUGCGUAGCGAAGUGAACAACGAAGUUGAAGAUCAAGGUAAAAUAAUUCAUCUUAGUAGCAAACAAGGAGGAGAUGACGUGAUUGAAGAAAUUGUGUUUCCAUCUUCGCCGUCCCUUUUGAGGUUGACUCCGUUCAUAUAGUACUGGUGACGGAAAUUUAUUCGAACUAUUUGGACUCUUAAUUGCAUUCGCAAGCACAUCCAUAUUGGAGCUAAGACAUGUAUGGUGGUUAGGUACUAUGGAAAAUUUAGUAGUGUACUAUGGGAACGUCUUACGCGACGGUCCUUUCGGGGUGGAUGUGUCCUUGUGCGAGUCGACUACAGUUGUAGUGAGAGACAUGGUCAACGUGGGUUACACAGUAGUUAGAAGGUGCAUCCGAGUGGUGUUUGGCCCAGGGAUGCAGGAAAAAAAUGACAAUGGAGGCCUUCAUCGUUGACAGAAGAAAUGAUGGGACAGUUGCCCGUUGGGGUUUGCGGCCUGCCACAGGUGAUUGGUCAUGGGGGUCGUACAUGAGGUUUGCAAGCAAUCCCUAUCACAGCCCUAAUUGAAGAAACUUGGAACCGGACCCUGUCAUACUUUGCAGACAGGGUCACCGUCGCCAAAGCACAAGUUGAAUUGAACAAGCCAUGGUCCAAAAAGAUGCAAAGACAUCUGGACGAGAAGGCAAAGAAGUCCCAAAAUCAUGGCUGCAGGAAAGUGGACGCACUUAGGAAUAAGUGGGAGGUCAAUGUGCGAGCUAAGUACGUUAAGGGUCACCAUAGAGGAUCAAAUGGCUCAACCUCCUGUGAGUGCACUUGUAACAAGCCCAAGCUUGAGGGCUACCCUUGCAGUCAUGUGCUCCGGGCGGCUGCUAAUCAAAAAAUCAGCGUCGAGCCAUACAUAUCGCCAUACUUCAACAUGUACAAUCUGUACAACACUUGGAACGGUGAGUUCUGGGCUUGGGGCAUUGAUAUGAACUACAAAAUGUUGUGGCCAGAUGGGCCGAAAUGGGUUCUGAACGCCGACUUGAUGAGAACCGCAAAGGGACGACGUCAGUUUAGGCGUCAUCGCAAUGACAUGGACGAUAGCCAGAUGGGAGAACCAAGGCGAUGCCGCGUUUGCAGGUGUCCUGGACAUUCACGCAGAGAAUGCCCGUAUCGAGCCACCAACAACGCAUGAUGUUGAUAUAUAUGUACUUGCUAUGUCUAUUUAUAUUUCUACUUGUUAUGUGUACUUAUAUUAAAUUUAAAUUGAAUCUCUUUGUAUUAUUGUACUCGUGAUGUUAACUUCAGAUAAUUAAUGUAAAUCGUAUCUCUUUGUAUUUUUUAAGUUAAUUUUGAUUUGCAUUUGUAUUUGCGUCUUCCUCGUAAUUUAUAUUUGUAUGUUUGUGUGGAGAUUAUGGGUGAAGUGCCAGUGCUUUUGCAGGGGCCCAAUGACGCUGGCCACCGUUGCCACCUAUUUUUGAACCCAAAUACUAAGCAUAAUUAUCGGCCUUUCAGACUUCGAACCAUAAAGAAAACAUCGCCAAUACACAAUGCUUUCCUUGCUCACCUUGACGCUUAUGGACUACAAGAUUUUGCUAGGCUCACAUCAUGCGACGACCAAGUACGUUCGGACCCAUCCCUUUUGACAUCCCUCGUUGACCGGUGGAGACCUGAAACCCACACCUUUCACUUUCGUUUUGGGGAGCUUGCACCUACACUGAAAGAUGUUUCUAUGAUCACUGCUCUACCAAUUAGAGGCGAGCCGUUAGUCUCUCCACGAGUGUAUCCAUCUUGGGCAUUAGAUAUAGAAUCCCGUCUUGGGAUGGAAAUACCAGAAUCACAACGUUCUGGUGGCCCUCGGGGCAUCCCACUCGUCUGGCUUCAUGAUAACUUUCGUAUUUUAUCUAGCUUCGCCAAUGAGGAGACGAGAAAAAGACAUCUGUUUGCGUAUUUGUUGUGGCUCCUCAGGACUCUGUUUCCAAAUUCACAUGGGGACGUUGUUGUCCCUGGUCUCAUCUACAUUGUAGAGAAUAUGGUAGAUGAACCUUUACCCGAGCAGCCAAAAUGCAGCUUCGGUUCUGCCAUGCUAUCUCAUACAUACAGAGGCUUGUGUGAUGCCACGCAAAAAACCUCUUUCGCACAAAAAUCUCCAUUACUUUGUGUCGCAUAUGAGUUUCUACAGUUGUGGUCCUGGGAAUACCUCCCUGUAGGACGACCUCGUAUAGUACAACCCGUACACCCAUACGACUUUAGCGAGUGUGGCAGCGCAACUAUGGCCACCAGCUGGACAAAGGCACGGAAACGUUGGUCUCCAGAUAUUGCGAAAAAUUGUUACCCUAUGUACCACCAGCAGUUUGAGAUACUUGAUGAGGCAGAAGUCACAUGGAACCCGUGGACUCAGGACCAUCUACAAAUGGUCUUUGCUGCUCGACACUUCACACCAGGCAUGUUGAGCGAUAGUGCAUUCUGGCUGACUCGCUGCAACUUAUUGUUCCUGUGGUGUGUUGAGCCUUACAACCCAGAGCGUGUAAUGAGACAGUUCAGUCUCUAUCAAGAAAUUCCACCACCUUUUCCAAGACGUAUCGACGAGGAAACCCAUAAGCUAACCAAUAUGGGCAGGGGUUGGAGUUUAUACGAUUGGAGGGAACAGAACAUUCAUUGGAUACACAAGUGGGAAAAUGAAGCGCUAGCAGAUAUAGUGCAUCAACAUAGACUGUAUGAUGGAAGUACAGAUCAAGCGUACAAGCAGUGGUACUGCAUGAACACACGUGCUAGCCUGGCCAGUCAGCCAACUACUCUUCGUCAGGGGCUGACAUCUCAGGACCAUGGCACGGGCUUGGAUUCGAUGCCCGAGCAGACUCUUUCCCCUAACCCAUAUGCGUACACAGGAUAUGAUGCAUACACCCAAGGUGAGGAAUCUCAGUCGUAUCUCUCCACGCGAGGGAUCUCCAUGCCCGAGGAGACUCGUGUACCAGAUUUAAACCAGCACCACGUACCAUGGCCAGACAGUACAGGCGAGGGAUCUGAUCAGGACAUACCUGAUGUUAAUUGGGGCGAUGAGAACACCCAACGUGGCGUCAACACAGGCCUCCGGGGAGCAUCACAUGAUCAUGGCGACACCGUUACAUCAUUAAUUACAGAGUUCUUCGGAGGGGACGUUAUUGGGCCAUCUUUUAUCCCCGCAGAGUCACAACCAUACACCUACAAUUAG